Molecule: messenger RNA, 2139 nt
Organism: Callorhinchus milii (elephant shark)
Lineage: Eukaryota; Metazoa; Chordata; Chondrichthyes; Chimaeriformes; Callorhinchidae
Gene: gucy1a2
Product: guanylate cyclase 1, soluble, alpha 2
Biological process (GO): cGMP biosynthetic process; response to oxygen levels
Cellular component (GO): guanylate cyclase complex, soluble
Molecular function (GO): heme binding; guanylate cyclase activity
Source: RefSeq, a predicted model, not a curated record
AUGUCCGACAGGAAGAUUUCGUCGGGAUCGCCGACUCCCGCGGGCUCGGGUUCCCCGGAGAGUCCCGAGGACGGGCGCUGCCCCUUCUCCCGCUUGUGGAACGGGAAGGGCUCAGGGUCCGGGCGCCCCCCCCGCAGGCGGGUCAACCUGGACUGCCUCGGAGAGAGCAUCAGGAAACUUACCUCUCCCACGCCACAGACAUUACAGAAGGCACUUCAGAGAACACAGCAUUACUUUGAGCUUCAAGUCAUAAGUUACAGAGAACUGGAAAGAGAUCUACAGCUAUCCAAUAGAUGUUCCUAUGUGGAUCACUUUGUCAUUGAGGAGCUUGAAGACAUCUCAGCAGCUUUGCAGUGCUCAGCAAAUGUGCUCGGUUUGAAGUUUGAAGAAUUGCAAGAAAAAUUUGGUGAGGAGCUGUUCUGUAUCUGCUUCGAGGAGAACGAAAGGGUCUUGCGGGCAGUAGGCAGUACGCUGCAGGACUUUUUCAGUGGCUUUGAUGCCCUGUUGGAACACGCAAGAACGACAGGCGAUAAACAAGAUGGGUUUGAAUCACCUUCUUUCCUAUGCAAUAACCUCUCCGAUGGCACUAUGAUGCUCCAUUAUUUUUAUCCGCGGAAAAUUGUUGGAUUUGCAAUGCCCGGAUUGAUCAAAGCUGCAGCGAGAAAGAUCUAUCAGCUGGAAGUUGGGGUGGAACAGGUGGUCAAUACUACUGAGAAGUUGGGCUCAGAUGGCAUAACCCAGAGCAACUGCAAUCGCCUCACAUUUAUUAUCAAAGUGCAUGAAAAUGCAAAUACUUUGAAAGCACUUCCAUUGGAAUUGUCCCAAUCUCCAUCUGACCUAAGGAUAAGCAUCACCUGCUUUUGCAGAGCAUUCCCGUUCCACUUUAUGGUCGAUCCGAGUAUGUUGAUCGUGCAGCUUGGAGAAGGGCUCAGGAAGCAACUGAAGACUGAAGCUUACAAGGGUCUGAAAUUUCACGACUGCUUUGAGAUAAUCUCUCCAAAGAUUAGUUGUACUUUUCGAAAGAUUCUCUCAAAGCUGUCAACCCCGUUUGUCAUCCGAGCCAAGCCAGAGGCAUCUGGACUAGAAAGUCAUGACAAAGUGAUGGAGAUCAAGGGGCAAAUGAUUCAUGUACCUGAGUCAAACUCUAUUCUUUUCCUGGGCUCCCCGUGUGUGGACAAACUGGAGGAGUUACUGGGACGAGGUCUCUAUCUCUCGGAUAUACCCAUCCAUGAUGCUACGCGUGAUGUUAUUUUAGUGGGCGAGCAGGCUAAGGCCCAGGACGGUCUAAAGAAAUGCAUGGACAAGCUGAAAGCGACCCUUGAAAAUACACAUCGCUUGGAGGAGGAGAAGAAGAAGACUGUGGACUUACUGUAUUCAAUCUUCCCGGGUAAUGUUGCCCAGGAAUUGUGGCAGGGGGAACCAGUGCAGGCGAAGAAGUUUGAUGACGUUACUAUGCUUUUCUCCGACAUUGUUGGCUUCACGGCCAUUUGUGCUCAGUGCACCCCAAUGCAAGUGAUCAGCAUGCUGAAUGAACUCUACACCAGGUUUGACUACCAGUGCGGAAUCCUGGACAUAUACAAGGUAGAAACAAUAGGCGAUGCAUAUUGUGUGGCUGGAGGGUUACAUAAAAAGAGCAGCAACCAUGCUAAGCUCAUAGCCCUGAUGGCACUGAAAAUGAUGGAACUCUCAGAGGAGGUACUGACACCUGAUGGAAAACCCAUUAAGGUGCGGAUUGGGAUCCAUUCUGGCUCUGUGCUGGCAGGGGUUGUUGGUGUAAAAAUGCCUCGCUACUGCUUAUUUGGCAACAAUGUCACUCUGGCCAGCAAAUUUGAGUCUUGGAGUCAACCCCGACAUAUCAAUGUCAGCCCCACAACGUACCAGUUACUAAAGGGAGAUGAGAGCUUUAUAUUCAUGCCUCGCUCCAGAAGUGAGCUUCCAGAGAACUUCCCAAAGGAAAUCCAUGGAAUAUGUUACUUUCUGGAGGCCAAUGUUCGACAGAAUCCAUCGAAGAUGAUAAGUUCACCUUCGUGCACAAGAAAAAAAUCCUACAGUAUUGGAACUAUGUUCCUGCGGGAGACGAGCUUAUGAGACAUACCGUAUAAUGAUCUAAAGAGUAGCUUCAGGGUAGAAGCAGAACCA